AUGUCGAACUCCACAGCUCAAUCCAAGGCCGACCCUUCUGAGGAGCCCCAGCAACAGAAGCCCCAAGUGCUUGAGGAGGAUGACGAGUUUGAGGAUUUCCCCGUUGAAGACUGGCCCCAGGAAGAGGCCGAGGCAACCAACGGCGGCAACGAGCACCUGUGGGAAGAGAGCUGGGAUGACGACGAUGCCGCAGAGGACUUUUCCAAGCAGUUGCAGGAGGAGCUGAAGAAAGUCGAGGCAUCACACUAA
Molecule: messenger RNA, 249 nt
Organism: Penicillium taxi
Lineage: Eukaryota; Fungi; Ascomycota; Eurotiomycetes; Eurotiales; Aspergillaceae
Product: proteasome regulatory particle lid subunit SEM1
Exons: 3
Coding region: 1-249 (82 amino acids)
Biological process (GO): double-strand break repair via homologous recombination; proteasome assembly; mRNA export from nucleus
Cellular component (GO): proteasome complex; proteasome regulatory particle, lid subcomplex
Source: RefSeq, a predicted model, not a curated record